AUGCGAGAAUUCCCAACUGACAUGUAAAAGACUGCACUCCCGCUGACCUGGCUCCCGUUGAACCAGGCAUUCACUCUUUUCGGCGGACUGGCCUGCCUGCCCCUGGCUCGCAGGGGCGCAUUACAUUCGUUAUAAACGUACCAUGACCAUGACCAUAACCAUACCCAAUGGGUCCACGUCGCCCAAUGCGGUUGCGAAUGACCUCUGCCAGGCACAAGGCUUCCUUGAAGAAUAUGGCGUCUGGAAAGAAGCACCGGUGCUCAUCGGCACCACUAAGUUUGAGCCUCUGCCAGAUGUCAAGAACAUCAUGGUCACCGGAGGGGCUGGCUUCAUAGCGAGUUGGCUCGUCCGGCAUCUCACGCUCACUUACCCGCACGCCUACAACGUCAUCUCAUUUGACAAGCUGGACUACUGCUCAUCCCUCAACAACACGAUGGUCCUAAACGACAGGCGCAACUUCGCCUUCUACCAGGGCGACAUCACCGACCCGCGUGACGUGCUAGACUGCCUCGAGCGGUACAACAUCGACACCAUCUUCCACUUCGCCGCGCAGUCGCACGUCGACCUGAGCUUCGGCAACUCGUACACCUUCACCCACACGAACGUGUACGGCACGCACGUGCUGCUGGAGAGCGCCAAGAAGGUGGGCAUCAAGCGCUUCAUCCACGUCUCGACCGACGAGGUGUACGGUGAGGUCAAGGACGACGACGACGACCUGCUCGAGAGCAGCAUCCUGGCGCCCACCAACCCUUACGCGGCGAGCAAGGCGGCCGCCGAGAUGCUCGUGCACUCGUACCAGAAGAGCUUCAAGCUGCCCGCCAUCAUCGUGCGCAGCAACAACGUCUACGGGCCGCACCAGUAUCCGGAGAAAAUAAUCCCCAAAUUCACCUGCCUGCUCGCGCGCUCCAAGCCGGUCGUCCUGCACGGCGACGGCUCCCCGACGCGGCGCUACCUCUUCGCGGGCGACGCCGCCGACGCCUUCGACACCAUCCUUCACCGCGGCCAGCUGGGCCAGAUCUACAACGUCGGCUCGCACGACGAGAUCAGCAACCUCGCGCUGGCCAAGAAGAUCCUCGCGCAGAUGGGCAUCGUGGGCGGCGCCUCUUGCUCUUCCUCUUCCUCUUCCUCUCCCUCUGCUUCCUGCCCGCCGCCUCUCUCCAGCAAAGAAAAGGAGAAAGCCGGUGACGGUGUUGAUACCGGUGCCGGUGCCGGAGCCGGUGAUGGUGACGACAACGGCAACGACGCGACCACGCUCACCCGCUGGAUCAAGUACACGCACGACCGGCCGUUCAACGACCACCGGUACGCGGUGGACGCGACCAAGCUGCGGGCGCUGGGCUGGCGGCAGCGCACGAGCUUCGACGACGGCCUGCGCGUCACGGUCGACUGGUACCGCCGCUUCGGCGAGCGCUGGUGGGGCGACAUCUCCAAGGUGCUGACCCCGUUCCCCGUGCUCGCCGGCCGCGAGGUCCUGUCGGACCACGAGCCCGUGUCGGAUCACCCGCCCGGUGUGACGGGGCGGGGUGAGUGAGUAAAGACGGGGGGGGAUGGGGAGCUGGGUGGUGAUAACUUAGGGGCUGUUUUGGGAGUGUGCGGAGUCUAGGAUUCGGCUGGGCAGGCCACGUUUGUUUCCUCCCCGCAAGCUAUGUUAUUGUAUUGGGGGAUUUUCUUCCCGUCCGCGAGAAGAGUUUAUCCACUGUGUCAAGGUUGUAUUCUUCCAUGAUUGAUAGACAGCAGCCAGAUAGACCGUGGUUCACCUCUCUGCGCUGGUCUCCUGCUUGGUGCUGCAGGU
Messenger RNA from Thermothielavioides terrestris NRRL 8126, 1792 nucleotides. RefSeq lists its product as uncharacterized. The transcript has 4 exons. NCBI's taxonomy places the organism in Eukaryota, Fungi, Ascomycota, Sordariomycetes, Sordariales, Chaetomiaceae. Gene Ontology annotation, molecular function: dTDP-glucose 4,6-dehydratase activity. The record is from RefSeq and is a predicted model, not a curated record. Bases 143 to 1531 code for a protein of 462 amino acids. Gene Ontology annotation, biological process: nucleotide-sugar metabolic process.